AUGGCAUAUAUUGAAUUGAAGGUGCGUUCAAAUAAAGAUUUUUUUUCCUCAAAUUUUACCAAGAUCAGAAUCAUUUCAGUUGUAAAAAAAAUGUCAGACCUAAGCGAUGUGAUAGAUAAGACGGUAGAGGUCGACGAGGAAGAGCUCAUUAAACUGCAAGAUGAGGAAUUCUUGGCUGAACAGGACAAAAAGUUUGAAGACCUUCGUUUGAAGCUACAGUCUUUGAAAGACGAAAACAAGAGACAAAUCGACACUAUUAUCAAUAGUUUGGAUCAACUAAUGGCUGAGAAAAAUCACAUAGAUGAGACAUUGAAAAAUAUUAACAGUGUGAGCGAUCACAUUGACAAUAACUUAGCAGUUGAUUCAAAGCAUUUUAGAGUGGUAGAUUACCUUGCUAAAGUUACGGGGUACAGUGACUCUGAUGACAUUGUUUUAAGCACAGAAGCAUCUAGAGAUGCAAACCAGAAAAUAAAAACUGAUGGCUCGGAUGAUUGUAAACUAAAGGAAAUGGAAGUUGUAGAUGACAUAAAAACAGACGAAACAAAAGAAAGUACCAACGAAAACUGUGAUAGCAAUGAAAAAUCUGAAGAUUCUAAAGUGGAUGUUAAAGAUUCAGCAAAUGAAGUUUUGAACAGAACAGAGCCUGCAAAAGACUGAAGCAUUCAGUGCAUGAUAAUUUUCGAUGAAUUGGCAAUGUCUUGGAUACAUUUUAAGGCUUGUGUUUAAUAAUUAGACAAAAAUAUUAUUUGCAAGCGUUAGAAAUAAUGACUACCUUUAAGAUUCAUGAAAUUAGUGAUUUUAAUUCAAAUUUUCUUUUUUUGUAAAUUAACUUAUUUUUUUUAAUCAUAAAAAACCAGCAAACUCAAGGUAUGAUGUAAUAUUUCUUAAACUUGUACAUAUACAUU
Molecule: messenger RNA, 905 nt
Organism: Copidosoma floridanum
Lineage: Eukaryota; Metazoa; Arthropoda; Insecta; Hymenoptera; Encyrtidae
Source: RefSeq, a predicted model, not a curated record